This is a messenger RNA of Salvia hispanica, 2614 nucleotides long. Its product is annotated as 4-hydroxy-3-methylbut-2-en-1-yl diphosphate synthase (ferredoxin), chloroplastic-like. Lineage: Eukaryota; Viridiplantae; Streptophyta; Magnoliopsida; Lamiales; Lamiaceae. Gene Ontology annotation, cellular component: chloroplast. Gene Ontology annotation, molecular function: iron ion binding; 4-hydroxy-3-methylbut-2-en-1-yl diphosphate synthase activity (ferredoxin). Gene Ontology annotation, biological process: isopentenyl diphosphate biosynthetic process, methylerythritol phosphate pathway; terpenoid biosynthetic process. The record is from RefSeq and is a predicted model, not a curated record.
AUGCAAGUAUUUGUUGAGAAAUUUGUAUGGCUAGUGAUCUUUGGCAGCUUUAUCAGCUAUCACAGCUUUGGUUGCUCUCACCAAUUCUAUGAUUCGCAUAUUCUGCUUCCAUAAUUCUACAAAUUUAAUUUCUACGACGCCCUUCCUUUCAAGCUCCCUCCACCGUCUUUCAUCUCAACUAAUUUUUCGGUGAAGGUUUUCAGUAGGUGGUGGUGGAAAUGGCAAGUGGAGCUGUUCCAGCUUCGUAUCAUCAGAGCAUUGGAUUUGCAAAAAGUUGGGAUUUUGCUAGAGUUUCUGACUUGCAAAGCUUUAAAUUUCGACGUAGCAAGGGGGUUCCUGUUAUCAGAAAUUCCAUCAACACUGUUGAACUUGAGCCUGCAUCAGAUGGAAGCCCCUUAUUAGUUCCAAGGCAGAAAUAUUGUGAAUCGAUACACAAAACUAUAAGGAGAAAAACCUGCACGGUUAUGGUGGGAAACGUGGCUCUUGGUAGUGAGCAUCCCAUCAGAAUUCAAACUAUGACCACUACAGAUACAAAGGAUGUAGCUGCUACAGUUGAACAGGUAAUGACAAUAGCAGACCGAGGAGCAGAUAUUGUUAGAAUAACUGUUCAAGGAAGGAGAGAAGCCGAUGCAUGCUUUGAAAUUAAAAAUGCACUUGUUCAGAAGAAUUACAACAUCCCUUUGGUUGCGGAUAUUCACUUCGCUCCAUCUGUUGCAAUGCGGGUUGCUGAAUGCUUUGAUAAAAUUCGUGUUAAUCCAGGAAAUUUCGCUGACAGGAGAGCACAGUUUGAAGAGUUGGAAUACACAGAAGAUGAUUAUCAGAAAGAACUUGAGCAUAUUGACAAGGUUUUCACCCCUUUGGUUGAGAAAUGCAAAAAGUAUGGACGAGCAAUGCGCAUUGGAACUAACCAUGGUAGCCUGUCAGAUCGUAUUAUGAGCUAUUACGGAGACUCUCCAAGAGGAAUGGUUGAAUCUGCAUUUGAGUACGCUAGGAUUUGUCGGAAACUGGACUUCCACAAUUUUGUAUUUUCAAUGAAAGCAAGCAACCCUGUUGUCAUGGUCCAGGCAUACCGCCUUCUGGUUGCUGAGAUGAAUAUUUUGGGAUGGGAUUACCCCUUACACUUGGGAGUAACUGAAGCUGGUGAGGGUGAAGACGGGCGCAUGAAAUCUGCUAUUGGCAUCGGGACACUUCUUAUGGAUGGUUUGGGUGAUACGAUUCGUGUUUCUUUAACUGAACCUCCGGAGGAAGAGAUUGAUCCGUGUAACAGAUUGGCUAACCUUGGUAUGGAAGCUGCUGAGCUGCAGAAAGGAGUGGAACCUUUUGAAGAAAAGAACAGACGGUAUUUUGAUUUCCAGCGUAGAAGUGGUCAGUUGCCAGUUCAAAAGGAGGGUGAAGAAGUUGAUUAUCGAGGUGUUCUCCAUCGUGAUGGCUCAGUUUUGAUGUCGAUUUCUGUGGAUCAGUUGCAGGCACCUGAAGCUCUAUAUAAGUCUCUAGCCACAAAACUUAUUGUUGGAAUGCCAUUUAAGGACCUAGCAACAGUAGAUUCAAUCUUAUUGAGGAAGCUUCCACCACUAGACGAUAAAGAUGCUAGACUUGCUCUCAAACGGUUGAUAGAUGUUUCUAUGGGAGUUAUAACUCCUCUGUCAGAGCAGUUGGCGAAGCCAUUACGCAAUGCCCUUGUUAUGGUGAAUCUCGAUGAAUUGUCUAGUGGCGCUCACAAGCCUCUUCCCCAAGGUACACGUUUAGUAGUCUCUGUACGGGGAGAUGAACCUCUAGAUGAGCUAGAGAUUCUGAAGAGUACAGAUGCUGUAAUGAUCCUUCAUUACGUACCAUAUACUGAAGAGAAGACUAGCAGAGUCCAUGCUGCAAGGAGGCUUUUUGAGUAUCUAUCAGAGAACUCGUUAGAGUUUCCAGUAAUUCAUCAUAUAAGAUUCCCUGAAAAAGUCCACAGGGAUGACUUGGUGAUUGGUGCUGGGACAAAGGCAGGAUCCCUACUCGUAGAUGGAUUGGGAGAUGGAGUCCUACUAGAAGCUGCAGAUCAGGACUUUGAUUUCCUCAGAAAUACGUCUUUCAAUCUGCUACAAGGUUGCAGAAUGAGAAAUACAAAGACAGAAUAUGUGUCGUGCCCGUCAUGUGGAAGAACAUUAUUUGAUCUUCAAGAGAUAAGCGCGGAAAUAAGAGAAAAAACAUCUCAUUUGCCUGGUGUUUCAAUUGCCAUCAUGGGCUGCAUUGUCAAUGGACCCGGAGAAAUGGCUGAUGCAGACUUCGGCUAUGUUGGUGGCGCUCCUGGGAAGAUCGACCUCUAUGUCGGAAAGACGGUGGUGCAACGAGGCAUUGCCAUGGAAGGAGCAACAGACGCAUUGAUACAGCUGAUCAAAGAUCAUGACCGCUGGGUGGAUCCACCUGCACAAGAUUAGGAGGAUGCAUAAAUACAGUAUUAUCUAGAUAUGAUAAAUCAUGUAGCUUUGUCAUUUUCAUAUUGUUAAAGAAAAAAGUUCAGGUCAAAGUUAUAUAUGGAAGAGAUAUGUGAAACACAAACACAGAUGAAGCAUAACUUACUAAUAAUAGAAACUAAUAUCCAAGAUGUUGCCCGUAUUUGGAUAUUUUUACGCAA